Messenger RNA from Podarcis lilfordi (Lilford's wall lizard), 3532 nucleotides. The record is from the annotation of a GenBank genome assembly. Lineage: Eukaryota; Metazoa; Chordata; Lepidosauria; Squamata; Lacertidae.
AUGAUACAAAGUAAUCGUUAGUGAGUAAUCACUGAGGAAUGCACUCUGUUAUUUAGGAUGCAACGCCUUGAGUGUGAGACAGAAACUGCUAACGCAUGUCCUUCAUCUUUACAGCCCAUCAUUCCCCCUUUUCACACAAAAUGUUCGGGAAAGCGUUCGAACAUUUGGUGGAAUAAGUAAGCAACUUCAGUUUCUUGGGUUUUUAUAUUAUGCUUUCAGUUGUUACAUUUAUUGCUUUCCUGGUUGAACCUUUGGCUUGCUAUCUUUGGUGCAUAUAGGGGUAAGAUUUUCUUUCUUGAACGAUGUGGUUGACAUUUUAAUCAUUAAGUGCUGUGAAGUGAAUAUGUAUUUGUAAUCCAAAACAUCUGGAGGGAUGAGGUUGCUUUAUGCUAACUCAAGCUCUACAAAUCCACAAGUGUCAGUUGUCCUUUUGGAAUUAUUAGCAAAGCCUUAAUACCUAGAUAUAUACUGUUCUGUGUAGCAAGGUGUUCCAGACUGGUUCCAUUUUUUCUUAAAUCUCCUAUUACAUCCCCCCCACCCAUGCCUUUGACAUUCAAUUUUGUAAAAAAGAGAGACAGAGAAAAAGUAUAAUUCACAACCAUUAUAACAGAAGGCUUUGUUGCCUUUCUAUCCCCUGAUCCUUUUUGUUGCUUUCCUUUCUAUUGUUCUCUGCCUCCACCCUAUUCAUGCUCAGUCCUCUCAUAUGUCUGCUUCUCAGCCUAGCCUUCAACCAUCCUUUAGGCAGCCACCCUGCAUCUGUUUAUCCCAUACUUUAGUUUCCAUACUUCAUAAGUCAUCUUUCUGCUCUGCUUUCCCUGUGCCUGCUUCCUCCCUUCUCUUUUUCCUAGGCACUAUACAAGAGGUUUUCCCCACCCCACCCCCCAAACCAGGCUCUUUAAAAAAAUAAAUGGAGGGUCACUAUUGUAGUUGUUAAGUAAAUCUUAAAAUAUUAGCUAAUUGCAUGUAUAAUCAAAGAUAAAGAAGGCAGACAAAAUUUCAUUUAAGGGUCUUCCUAAAAGGGGUGGGGAAUUUGCUGCAGUUCUCACACUGGUUUAGAUAUAAGUUCUGUCCCUCUUAUGACAAUAGCACAUUGAUUGACUAUGGUCCUAUGAAGACCUAAAGAAAGGCUAAGCAGAGAAUCUACUGGUAUUUAUCACAGGACAUGCUCCCUGUCUUAUAACACAGGUAUUUAAGAAAGCAGCAAUAUGUUUCUAGAACAAUGACUCUUUCCUCCAAAGCAACUUUUGGAAUCUCUUUCUUUUACUAUUCUACACUAGGGAAGAGAGGUUAUGUAGGACCUAAGGCUUCAUUCAUACAUUAUACUAAGCUAUAGUCUUGGAUUCCUGCACUUCUCUUUUUCUUCUCACAGUCAUGCAGAAGAGGAGAUCAUAAGUUUUUGCUUCUGUUUUCAAGUAACUGUAGUUAUUCAGUAUGUUGAACCAAGAACUGUGGUUAGUGUUAACUAUAGUUAAGGAAAUGCAGUAGGAUUCCCUAAACCAGAAUUAAUAUCAACAGUUUGUCCAGAUUCAGAUAUUACUGGUUGGUGGGAAAUGGAAGCAAAAGCUUGUGAUUGGUGGUGGGGGUAACAUUACAUGCAAACACAACCUACAUCUUGGAGAUAUUCCAGCAAUUACUUCUUCUCUCUCAUGACUUCUGGCUUAGAAUGCAUAAUCUGUGCAACUAGCUCAGGAUUGGAUAUACCUGUACAUAUUCCAGAACUGUGUAGCUUUUAGCUUGCAUCAGUAAUUUGUGAGGCAUUACUGUAUAAACAUGACUUGAAAGCCAUUGCCUCCAAGAUACCUUUAAAGAGUUGCAUGAUUUGGGCAACAGAACUUUAUUUUACCUUCUAUUCUCUUAAAUAUGUCUCCCCCCGCCUUCUUUUUAAUGAACCAGAAUUUCUUAGAUGGGUGUAUGAGAAGACUCGUUGGCCACUAGUCCCAUUGUAUGGAAACUUCCCUGUCAAACUACGCACAUAUAUUGGAGAUCCUAUUCCAUAUGACCCAAAUGUCACUGCUGCAGAACUGGCAGAAAAAGUAAGUUUUUGUUUUCAUAAUGCUGAAGUAGCAAAGUUACUAUCCUAAUCCUAAAUAAUUGUAGUGUAAUAUUCCUAUGUUCUGAAUACAGUUAUGGAAACAUCCCAAAGAGCCAUGGGAUGAACUGAUUAAUUUCAUUGAUUUUGGGGUGAACUGCCAAGAUUGCCCAGCAGUAUGCUAAAUCAGUGGAGAACAUUUUGGGAGGUUGUGAUUUGAGAAUGGGAAUGGGAAAAGGUGAAUUUGACCUGGCUGAGAUAAAGAUGCAAAGAACUAAAGAAACAAGAGAGUGCAAGGACAGUAGAAUAAGGAAUAAUGAGAGAUGGGAGAAGAGUGGCACAUAUCUCCUUUUGAAGAUAGACCUUAAAGGUAAAGGUAAAGGUAAAGGUACCCCUGCCCAUCAGGGCCAGUCGUGACCGACUCUAGGGUUGCGCGCUCAUCUCGCUCAAGAGGCCGGGAGCCAGCGCUGUCCGAAGACACUUCCGGGUCACGUGGCCAGCAUGACUAAGCUGCAUCUGGCGAGCCAGCACCAGCGCCGCACAUGGAAACGCCGUUUACCUUCCCGCUAGAAAGCGGUCCCUAUUUAUCUACUUGCACUUAGGGGUGCUUUUGAACUGCUAGGUAGGCAGGAGCUGGGACCGAACGACGGGAGCUCACCCCGCCGCGGGGAUUUGAACCGCCAACCUUUCGAUCGGCAGGUCCUAGGCUCUGUGGUUUAACCCACAACGCCACAAUGGGAAAAGGUGAAUUUGACCUGGCUGAGAUAAAGAUGCAAAGAACUAAAGAAACAAGAGAGUGCAAGGACAGUAGAAUAAGGAAUAAUGAGAGAUGGGAGAAGAGUGGCACAUAUCUCCUUUUGAAGAUAGACCUUACAAGCUUUAAAAUACAUUUGUUGAAACAUAUCCAACUUGAAUCUUGCUGUUCUGGACUCACAGCCAGAAAUUUCUCUUAUUCCAUUCUUGGUUAUGAUGCUAGAGUGUAUUGUGACUUCUCAGCUUCAGGUUUUUCUGGAUGAUUCAGCCUGUCAUUAGGCUGGGUUAAGGAAGAGGACCAAGUUUACCUUGCUACACAUAUGGGAUAUUAUUAGAGAACAAACAUUAGACUUCUUGUGGAUUUCGUUGCAUAUUUUGGGUCUGGACCCCAUGUUAACUAUUUAGCUUUGCUAACUAUAUGCUAUAAAUCAUUGGAUAGAAAGCAUCAGAAUUCUAACUUCAACCCACCUGACAAAUGCCAUUUUGUGCAUUUGCAUCUCACAGUUGUUUUGUAAUUUUGAAAUUAAACUGCUGGUAUCUUGGGUUUUUAUUGCUACUAAAAGGGCUAAAUGCUGGUUUUAAUUUUAAUCUGUGACUGACUGAAAGCUGUUACAAUAAUGAGCUAUUUUCUUUUUGACCUUAUAGGCAAAAAAUGCAAUACAAUGUUUAAUAGACAAACAUCAGAAAAUACCAGGAAAUGUAUUUAGAGCAUUGAUGGAACGAUUUGAAACACAGAAAAAAGAAGACUAG